This is a messenger RNA of Uncinocarpus reesii 1704, 954 nucleotides long. RefSeq lists its product as uncharacterized. The record is from RefSeq and is a predicted model, not a curated record. NCBI's taxonomy places the organism in Eukaryota, Fungi, Ascomycota, Eurotiomycetes, Onygenales, Onygenaceae. Gene Ontology annotation, molecular function: 8-oxo-dGDP phosphatase activity. The transcript is spliced from 2 exons. Bases 1 to 954 code for a protein of 317 amino acids.
AUGAAUAAAUCAUAUUUAGACCUGGUGAAUGAAUGUGAUAGGUUUCCCUAUUACUACGAUGACCCUGUGUACUACAAACAGUAUGUAGCCAACUAUCAUAGGUUCAAAAUAUCCGGCUGCAAUGCACGGCUGGGAUAUAUUCCCAACGAUGUCGUCAAGAAAUUUCCGUGGCCCAAGGGACUUUGGGAAAUCGACGAGGAUAAACGGACUGUAACACUCCUCGCCGCCCACGAUGCUACUGCCGAGCAGCGGACCGACCUCCUCGCUCGCACGUUGGCGGAUGCCGUUAAAGAAGAUACCUUCCAAGUUCUCCGAGGUUGGCGUAACGAGCUAUACCCAAUCUACGGGCCAGACAAGAAACUGCUAGCCAGCGUCGAACGCUCAGGCAGCAACCUGUUCGGCAUCAUGACCUAUGGCGUGCAUUUGACAGUGUACGUGAAAGGCGAGGAUGGGAUUAGAAUGUGGGUUGCGCGAAGAUCGAGGACAAAACAAACGUAUCCGGGGAUGUUGGAUAAUACUGUUGGUGGUGGGAUCAGCACCGGGGAACAGCCGUUCGAAAGUCUAGUCCGUGAAGCCAUAGAGGAGGCUUCGUUGCCCGAGGAUCUCGUGAGAGCUAAUGCGAAGUCUGUUGGUUGCGUUACAUAUACCUACAUUCGCGACGCGCGGGCAGGCGGUGAAACUGGGCUUUUGCAACCAGAGUGCGAGUACGUCUAUGACCUGGAAGUUGAUCCGAGCGUCGUUCCCAAGCCUUGUGAUACCGAAGUAGAAGGUUUCCAGUUGUAUACCGUCGACGAAGUGAAAACUGCAUUGGCCAAUGGAGAAUUCAAGCCCAACUGCUCGGUCGUGCUGAUCGACUUCUUCAUCAGACACAAUAUCAUCACACAGGAAAAUGAGAAGGAUUAUUUAGAGAUACAGGCAAGGAUCCAUCGCCGUCAUGAAGUCCCAACGCUUUAG